This is a messenger RNA of Erigeron canadensis, 598 nucleotides long. RefSeq lists its product as uncharacterized. The transcript is spliced from 4 exons. The record is from RefSeq and is a predicted model, not a curated record. The coding region runs from base 36 to 431 and encodes 131 amino acids. NCBI's taxonomy places the organism in Eukaryota, Viridiplantae, Streptophyta, Magnoliopsida, Asterales, Asteraceae.
UGUCACAUGGAGGGGAUUGUGGUAAAAGAGGAGGAAUGACAAAGCUCGGGGAGCUGAAGGUCACUCCACCGCCUAACAUGCCGUCGACUGAAUGGGAAAAGUUCAUAAAGUUUAGGACAUCAGAUGCAUUUCAGUCACGCUCACGUGCCAACAAAGGUUGUCGUGCUAAGCAAAAGAUCAUUGUACGCCAUGGUCGAAAUAAUAUGGCUCAGAUAGGAUUCAACAAUCGGGCAUCACCAAUUGUCGAGUAUCGUCGAUUGCGAACCAAAAAAGGCGUGUUUACUGAGCGUGAGGCUGAGGAGUUUUACAACAAAAUGACUGAAAUGAGAAAAGAUCCACAACAUGCGAGUUUGAGUGAUUUUGACAUUGUGACGGAAGUUCUUGGAGAUCUUCGUGGACGAGGACGAAGGAGACCAGUACUCGAAGGAUGAGGAUGACGAUGAAUUUUAGUAAUGUUAUUAGGUUAUGAAAUGUUUAACUUCUUAGAACUACUUGCUAACUUGCACAUACGGUGCAAUGUUUUUAGGCUUUUGUUGAUGUUGUUAGAUCCGAUCAGGUUAGUCUUUUGUUAGCGGACUUCAUGUUAGGCUUUUGUUGU